This is a messenger RNA of Gastrolobium bilobum, 1011 nucleotides long. RefSeq lists its product as uncharacterized. The record is from RefSeq and is a predicted model, not a curated record. NCBI's taxonomy places the organism in Eukaryota, Viridiplantae, Streptophyta, Magnoliopsida, Fabales, Fabaceae. The transcript has 2 exons. Bases 1 to 1011 code for a protein of 336 amino acids.
AUGCUAGGUCAAUUGGCAGAAGCAAUCAGAAGCAGACCUCAAGGAACCUUGCCAAGCAACACUGAAGUUCCAAAGAAGAAUGGAGAAGAACAGGUCAAUGCUAUAUCAUUACUGAGUGGUAAAACCGUAGAUGAGCCAGAAGUCAUAAAGAACUACCAUGAGCAGAAGCAGAAGGCAUUGAAUCAGAAUGAAGAAGAUAAAAAUAUUGCUAUAGCAAAGCCACAACAAGAUCAGACUGUCAGCAAAGCAACACGACCACCAUCUCCCUUUCCUCUAAGAUUGCAGAAGCAAACUGAUGACAAGCAGUACAAAAAGUUCCUUGAUGUUCUAAAACAGUUGCAUAUUAAUGUACCCUUGGUUGAAGCUCUUGAGCAAAUGCCAAGUUAUGCAAAAUUUAUGAAGGACAUCUUGGCAAGGAAGAGGAAGAUAGAGGAAUAUGAGACAGUAGCUCUCACCCAAGAAAGUAGUCAAUACUACCUCAACAAGUUACCACCAAAGCCUAAGGAUCCAUGGAGUUUUACUAUUCCUUGUACUAUUGGUAACCAAUAUGUAGGUAAUGCAUUAUUAGAUUUAGGUUCAAGUAUUAACCUUAUGCCUAAAAGUAUUUUUAGGAAGCUUGGAAGAGGAGAAGCACGUCCAACCACUGUCACGUUACUAAUGGCUGAUAGAUCAUUGACUUAUCCAGAAGGAAAAAUUGAAGAUGUGUUGGUAAGGGUGGAUAAAUUCAUUUUUCCCACUGACUUUAUUGUUCUUGACUUUGAAGCAGAUAGGGAAGUACCCAUCAUUUUGGGAAGAGCAUUCUUAGCCAUAGGACGAGCAGUGAUUGAUGUUGAGAAAAGAGACUUGACUAUGAGAGUCAAUGAUGAGCAAGUUACAUUCAAUGUACUCAAAGCCAUGAAGUAUCCUGAACAAGUGGAAGAAUGCACUAGCAUGGACACUAUUGAUGCAGUUCUGUUACAGCAACUCAAGCAGCAAACAGAGACAGAACCACUGAAUGUUGCUAUAGCAUAG